AUAUUUGGCACCCUUUACCCUGCGUAUUACUCCUACAAGGCUGUGAAAUCCAAGGACAUUAAAGAAUAUGUCAAAUGGAUGAUGUACUGGAUUAUAUUUGCACUUUUCACCACGGCAGAGACGUUCACAGACAUCUUCCUUUGUUGGUUUCCAUUCUAUUACGAACUAAAAAUAGCAUUUGUAGCCUGGCUGCUGUCUCCUUACACAAAGGGCUCCAGCCUCCUGUACAGGAAGUUUGUACAUCCCACGCUGUCUUCAAAAGAAAAGGAAAUUGACGACUGCCUGGUCCAAGCGAAAGACCGCAGUUACGAUGCCCUCGUGCACUUCGGGAAGCGGGGCUUGAACGUGGCAGCCACGGCAGCAGUGAUGGCUGCUUCCAAGGGACAGGGUGCCUUAUCGGAAAGACUCCGGAGCUUCAGCAUGCAGGACCUCACCACCAUCAGGGGCGAUGGUACCCCUGCUCCCUCUGGCCCGCCACCACCAGGGUCUGGGAGGGCCAGUGGCAAACAUGGCCCCCCUAAGAUGUCCAGGAGUGCUUCUGAGAGCGCCGGAAGCUCAGUGUGUACCUGCUGUCCCACCUGCAGGACCUGGAAAGUGGUUGAGGGAGAAGUGAAUGAGGGUGGUGUGAAGGCCUGGGAGCCCCUGCGGCUCCAAAACCCACGGGCGUUUUCUGACGACAAGGAGGAAGACCUGCUGGACUUCAUGUACAAGUAUAAGGCCCUUCGAAAGCCGGACUUGUCCCUGGAGGCACCGCCUAGAACCCUCCGAUCUCGCUUCAGGAAGAAAAGUACCUCACCCUCGGCCACUGAAACCACGUGAGUGAGAUGAGGCCACGGACCGGGAUCUACAGAAUGUUUCUCCUCUGCCUUAAAGAGCUAUUCACCGAGAGCAGAAGCCGCGCUGGUGCGCCCCAAGUGUGCAGCCUCACAGCCUUCUCCCUCUCCCUCUCCAAUCCCCCACCCCGUUUUUCUUUUCUUUUCUCUUCUUGGGAGAGGCUAAAGGUUAAGGUAGUGUGUGGGAGGGGUGACUUUGAAGCCCUCUGAGGGCAGUAGCUUUCCGCAGUGGAAUUGUCCUCAUAGACAGUGGUGUUCCCACACGUGCAAGAGUCCCCCGCCCCCAUCCUACUGAGAUGUACAUUUGUAAUUUAUCUGUUGCAUAAUUAGAUUUUAGCCAUGUAUAUGCAAACAAAACCAUUUUUUAAAAAGUGUUUUGUUUUGUUUUUGUUCUUGGUACUAAUUCUUAGGAUGGUGGUGUAUAUUUUGUCCUUGGUACUAAAUCUUAGGACGAUGGUGUAUAUACGUGUGCUUUUGGUGUACUAUGAAGGGCCUGCAAGGCUGCCAGAGGUUCUGCUGUGUAAGGAAAUGGCAAAACAAACAAGAGAACAAGAACCCAAACCCAGAAUUGUAAACAACCUUUUUGACUCUAGAGACUGUCUCAGAUGUGCUUCUGAAACAUCCAAAGGCAAUCUAGGUGCAGUGUCCCUUCUCCAGCAGCUGGUGGACCCAUCUUUCCCAGGCAGAUGUCACCCACACACCAGAGAAGCCGAGGCACAUUUCUAGGGACAGGGAGGAGUGUGGUAAGGUCAGAGGGACAGGCUGGGGUAAGAGAUGCCCAUCUCCCCCUUGGAUUCUGGAUCAGGAGCUUCUGAAGCCUGGGGGGUGGGGGCAGGUCACUCACCCUGGGGAUGUGGACUCGCAGGGCUGAGGACAAUUCUGUUUCAAGUGUAUUUGGCAAAUGACUGCUUCUCCUUCAGUCACCCAUGCUGCUUGUCCCUGGGUGAAGCCUACACCUGGAAUACCAUACCUCGUUUGAAAGGAAAAUAAGGAACAAAUACACUUUCCUUCAGAAAGAUGUAUGGCAAUAAGGAUACAGGUCUCUGGGAGGGUCUGAGGUUGAGAUGUCUGUAAGGAAGACUUGCUCCUCAGAUCCUGGGCAGCUGGGACCCACGCUCUCCCGCCUCCUCACUGGCUUGGACGGAAGGUGAAGGAGAGAGGAGUCUGCCUCCUGGGUGCUCGAGGUCUUACUGGACACUCGACAGACAAGCCUGGCUCGCCUAAGGAAGGGAGGAGGGCAUUCUCUGGGGGAUUCAACUCUGUAUGGAAAAAGCCUGGCUGAAAGGGCAAUGUGGUCAGAGGUAGCUGCUCUCCCCUCUGGGAGUUGAGCCUAGUGGCAGGACUCAUGUAUUUGUGCUUAGAGUUGGUGUUUUCGUUAAGUGUGAUGCAUGCAGCGGCCCCACCCUGUUACUUACUCGUAUUUGUAUCGCGUUUGUUGGCACGUAUGCCCUGAAGACGAGGGAACUAUGUUCUGCAUCACACAUAACAGUCAAUCGACAUCAGAGGCCUGGUAAAGACUGUCGCAUUACUGAGCAGCACCAGGUACCUCAGUGGCCCUUGCUGAUGGCACUUAGCUGGCUCUUAGCCACCUGACAGGGUUUUACGUGAUGCUGAUUGUUGCCAGGUAUGCGUAUUGAAGCCCCUUCUCCCCACAGUUCCACCGACUGUGCUUCGUCAUUUACUAAAGUGAGUAGGGGAAGAGAUCUACAAGUAGGUUUGUGGUUGCAGGCCCGAGAGGCCAUCUGCUCAUUGUCUGUGCCCCCCGCCCCGCCCCACCUAAACCUGCUGGGAGACAGGACCUGUUUUCUUCAAGCGCAAUGAAUAGCUUCAGACAGAGGAAAAUAUUCUUUAAAAUAUGCUUACCUGAAAAAAAAAACUUACCUGUUAUUGAGAGGACCCACAAUUACCAGGGGGAAAAUGCAGAAAAACUUUAAGUUAAGCAGCUUUUUAGCACUGUUUUUUCUUCUUGCCAAAAUAUGAAACGCCUUCCGCAGCAGAGAUGAAAACCCUGCUUUACGCUGGGAAGUUUGCGUAAGUAUAGGCUGUCAAGUGUGCGCUCAUUAUGCCAAAAAAAAAAAAAAAAAGCUGGAAGCACUCUUCUCUGACAUGGUGUUAUGACUUCUCGUUCACAAGUUUUUAAAGAAUAUCAAGGUAUCUAAACUGCUGUCUUAAUGGCAAUGUGACUUUUUCUCUUUCAAUGUUGGUUAAGGAGUUGGUUUCUCUCUUAAAGACACUCACUGUAUAACCAAGAGCAGCUGUCGUAUUUAUGGCAAAAUGUGUAUACCCAUCCACCAAGCUGUGUACCUGUGUACGGACUGACAUAAAAAUGUGAAUGCCUGCAAGUGUACACGUAGUGGCGUGGUGUUCUGUCGAGAGGCUGUACAGUGUUCCUAAUCUGCAGGCGUACACACACAGGCGGUUUCCAAUAUGCUAGCUCGGAAGGCUGUCAUUUUCCUGUGAUAACUUUUAGUUAAUUGAGCGCCUGUUUUCGGGAAGGUGAGUUGUGGUCUUGGACUUGUGCAUGGGAGGGAGUUGAGUCACACUCCCUCCUAGCUUCGUGUGACUCACUUGCUCCCUGGGCAGGCCUUUGACGUGCGUGUUCUCUGUAGUCAAUUGUCCAUGUGUCUGUGAUGACAGCUUGGUGCCCAGCCAUCAUCAGAGCUCCUCCCCACUCGCUCAAGGUGCAGUAUUUGAAACAGCGAAGGCAGUACUCCCGCCUCUGCCCCGGCACAAAGAGCUGGUCUCUCGGAUCGAAGCUGUGCCCACUUCCCCCCUUAUCUCCAGUAGUCCCCAUGAAUGGUCCGUCAUAAACGAGCAUACUGGACUGUGCAUAGGAGGGUUGUAAAAUUACAGUAUUCCAAAGGGCAAUGUUCUGCUGUUGUGUUAUGAUGCCUGAUAUACAUCUUGAAAAAAUAAAGUCUUAACAUUUUUCUUUUUAAAAAA
This is a messenger RNA of Echinops telfairi (small Madagascar hedgehog), 3776 nucleotides long. It is a transcript of the gene REEP1, whose product is annotated as receptor accessory protein 1. Gene Ontology annotation, molecular function: microtubule binding. The record is from RefSeq and is a predicted model, not a curated record. The transcript is spliced from 8 exons. NCBI's taxonomy places the organism in Eukaryota, Metazoa, Chordata, Mammalia, Afrosoricida, Tenrecidae. Gene Ontology annotation, biological process: endoplasmic reticulum tubular network organization. Gene Ontology annotation, cellular component: endoplasmic reticulum membrane; endoplasmic reticulum tubular network; cytoplasmic microtubule. The coding region runs from base 79 to 819 and encodes 246 amino acids.